Messenger RNA from Chanos chanos (milkfish), 2351 nucleotides. It is a transcript of the gene rps6ka5, whose product is annotated as ribosomal protein S6 kinase, polypeptide 5. Bases 135 to 2351 code for a protein of 738 amino acids. Gene Ontology annotation, biological process: intracellular signal transduction; protein phosphorylation. NCBI's taxonomy places the organism in Eukaryota, Metazoa, Chordata, Actinopteri, Gonorynchiformes, Chanidae. Gene Ontology annotation, molecular function: magnesium ion binding; protein serine/threonine kinase activity; ATP binding. The record is from RefSeq and is a predicted model, not a curated record. The transcript has 16 exons.
CCAAUUUGACGGGGCACGUGGAGCGGGUGGGCAUUGAGAACUUUGAGCUGCUGAAGGUUCUGGGCACAGGAGCGUAUGGGAAAGUCUUCUUGGUGCGUAAGGUGAGCGGGCACGACUCUGGGAAGCUUUAUGCCAUGAAGGUGCUGAAGAAGGCCACCAUAGUGCAGAAGGCCAAGACUGCAGAGCAUACACGCACUGAGAGACAGGUCCUGGAGCACAUCAGACAGUCGCCUUUUCUCGUUACGCUGCAUUACGCUUUCCAGACAGACACCAAACUACACCUUAUACUAGAUUAUGUGAAUGGGGGAGAACUCUUUACUCACCUGGUGCAGAGGGUUCGGUUUAAAGAACAGGAGGUGGCCUUGUACAGCGGAGAGAUCGUUCUAGCUCUGGAGCACUUGCAUCAGCUGGGCAUUGUCUACAGAGACCUGAAGUUGGAGAACAUUCUUCUGGACUCAAACGGUCACAUUGUACUCACAGACUUUGGCCUUAGCAAAGAGUUUGACCAGGUAGAGAGAGCCUACUCCAUUUGCGGUACCAUCGAGUACAUGGCUCCAGAGAUUGUUGAGGGAGGAGAAUCAGGUCAUGACAAGGCUGUGGAUUGGUGGAGUCUGGGCGUGCUAAUGUACGAGCUGCUGACCGGAGGCUCACCCUUCACUGUCGACGGAGACGAGAACUCGCACUCAGAUAUUGCAAAGAGAAUCCUGAAGAAAGAUCCGCCUUUCCCUAAAGACAUGGGGCCCCUUGCCAAAGAUCUCAUUCAGCGCCUCCUUAUCAAAGACCCAAAGAAGAGGCUGGGCUCUGGUCCCUCAGGGGCCCAGAAUGUAAAGGGACACCCGUUUUAUCAGAAAAUUAACUGGGAGGACCUAGCUGCAAAGAAAGUUCCGGCUCCAUUCAAGCCAGUGAUCAGAGAUGAGCUGGAUGUGAGUAACUUUGCUGAAGAGUUCACCGAGAUGGAUCCCACCUACUCUCCUGCCGCUCUGCCUCAGAACUGCGACCGCAUCUUCCAGGGAUACUCGUUCAUGGCUCCCUCCAUUCUGUUCAAGAGGAACGUGGUGAUGGAUGAUCCGGUGGAGUUGUGCGGAGGCACAGAGAGGCCGGGCUCCGCUGCAGUGGCACGCAGUGCUAUGAUUAAGGACUCGCCGUUCUACAUGAACUACGAGAUGGACCUGACGGAGAGCGCGCUGGGGGAGGGCAGUUUCUCCAUCUGCAGGCAGUGCACAAACAAGAAGAGCGGACAGAAAUACGCCGUGAAAAUCGUCAGCAAGAGAAUGGAGGCCCAGACGCAGAAGGAGAUUGCGGCUCUGAAGCUGUGUGACGGACAUCCUAACAUUGUGAAGCUUCAUGAGAUUUACCAUGACCAGCUGCACACAUACCUGGUGAUGGAGCUGCUGCGUGGAGGGGAGCUGUUGGAGAGGAUUCGGAGGAAACGACAUUUCAGUGAGACAGAGGCCAGUCGCAUCAUGCGUAGACUUGUGUCUGCUGUCAGCCACAUGCAUGAUGUAGGAGUGGUGCACCGAGACCUCAAACCAGAAAACCUGCUCUUUACGGACGAGAGGGAGAACUCCGAGAUUAAAAUAAUCGACUUUGGCUUUGCACGGCUCAAACCUCCUGAUAACCAGCUACUGAAGACCCCCUGCUUCACCCUGCAGUACGCUGCUCCCGAGAUCCUCAAAUACGACGGCUAUGACGAGUCCUGUGACCUCUGGAGUCUGGGAGUCAUCCUGUACACCAUGCUGUCAGGUCAGGUACCCUUCCAGUGUCAGGAGAAAAGUCUCACCCACACGAGUGCUGAGGAGAUCAUGAGGAAGAUCAAACAGGGGGACUUUUCUUUUGAAGGAGAGGCCUGGAAGAACGUGUCCCAGCAGGCGAAGGACCUGAUACAGGAGCUGUUGACUGUGGACCCUAGCAAGCGGAUAAAGAUGUGUGGACUACGUUACAACGCCUGGCUUCAAGACGACAGCCAACUCUCCUCCAACCCCCUCAUGACUCCAGACAUCCUGGGCUCCUCCACCGCCUCUGUGCACACGUGUGUCAAAGCCACCUUUAAUGCAUUUAAUAAGUGCAAACGGGAGGGGUUUCGACUCCAGACGGUGGAUAAAGCUCCACUGGCCAAACGCAGGAAGAUGAAAAAGACCAGUACCAGCACAGAAACACGCAGCAGCUCCAGCGAGAGCACACACUCUUCCUCCUCAUCUUCACAGUCUCAGGAGAAGACUCCACCGGGGGGGCAAACUACAGUGCCCCAGCCCUUAGUCAGCACCCCGCUGACCCUGGGACCCGAUGAGGAGCAGGGCCAGUCUCCUCAGAACCAGUCCCCGGCCCCUCCAACCUUCAGCUUCUCCGAGUGA